Molecule: messenger RNA, 2802 nt
Organism: Chanos chanos (milkfish)
Lineage: Eukaryota; Metazoa; Chordata; Actinopteri; Gonorynchiformes; Chanidae
Gene: cyp1a
Product: cytochrome P450, family 1, subfamily A
Exons: 7
Coding region: 153-1718 (521 amino acids)
Biological process (GO): progesterone metabolic process; hormone biosynthetic process
Molecular function (GO): steroid 17-alpha-monooxygenase activity; heme binding; oxidoreductase activity, acting on paired donors, with incorporation or reduction of molecular oxygen, reduced flavin or flavoprotein as one donor, and incorporation of one atom of oxygen
Source: RefSeq, a predicted model, not a curated record
CGCCAGCAAAUUGGCAUUGCAACGACUCUGGUAACAACUUCAUACUAAUCAUUUGAAAGACCUGACUCAUCUGUCGCGCUACUAAAGGUAUAGGUACCUCACAGUCUGUCACCGAUCUGAAGAAAAUAUAAGUAAAGGAGAGAAAAGUGAAAAUGGCAUUGAUGGUUCUGCCGUUGCUGGGGCCAGUGUCAGUCUCAGAGAGUCUGGUUGCUUUGGCUACACUGUGUGUAGUCUAUCUCCUCUUGCAACUUCAGCGAAAGAAGAUUCCAGAGGGGCUGUCUCCACUCCCUGGUCCAAAGCCCCUGCCAAUCAUCGGAAACGUGCUUGAGGUGGGAAACAACCCUCAUCUCAGUCUCACCGCCAUGAGCAAACGGUACGGCCCGGUCUACCAGGUCCAGAUAGGCACAAGACCCGUGGUGGUGAUUGGUGGAAACGAGGUGGUCCGCCAGGCACUCAUCAAGCAGGGUGAAGACUUCUCCGGACGCCCAGAUCUGUACAGCUUCGGUUUCAUCAAUGACGGUAAGAGCUUGGCCUUCAGCUCUGACCAGGCUGGCGUGUGGCGUGCGCGUCGUAAGCUGGCAUUGAGUGCCCUUCGGUCUUUUGCCACUCUGGAGGGUGAGAGCCCAGAGUACUCCUGCGCUCUGGAGGAGCAUAUCAGUAAAGAGGGUCUGUACCUGGUGGAAAGGCUGACGUCUGUCAUGAAGCAGGACGGCAGCUUCGACCCUUUCCGCCACAUCGUGGUGUCAGUGGCUAAUGUCAUCUGUGGAAUGUGCUUUGGGCGGCGGUACAGCCAUGACGACCAGGAGCUUGUGAGCCUGGUGAACCUGAGUGAUGAGUUUGGCCAGGUCGUGGGCAGUGGGAACCCAGCUGACUUCAUCCCCUUCCUGCGUUUCCUACCCAGCAAAACCAUGAAGAAGUUUGUUGACCUCAACAAUCGUUUCAACGCGUUUGUGCAGAGGAUUGUUCAUCAGCAUUAUGAUACGUUCGAUAAGGAUAACAUUCGUGACAUCACAGAUUCCCUGAUUGAUCACUGUGAGGACAGGAAACUGGAUGAGAAUUCUAACGUCCAGGUCUCCGAUGAGAAGAUUGUUGGAAUAGUUAAUGAUCUCUUUGGAGCUGGUUUUGACACAAUAAGUACUGCUUUGUCAUGGUCAGUUCUGUACAUGGUGGCAUACCCAGAAAUUCAGGAGAAACUCCACCAAGAAAUCAAGGAAAAGGUUGGGCUGGAGCGUACACCUCGUCUGUCUGACAAAGCAGACCUGCCGUACCUGGAGGCGUUCAUUCUGGAGAUCUUUCGUCACACCUCUUUCUUACCUUUCACCAUCCCGCACUGCACCACAAAGGACACAUCACUUAAUGGACACUUCAUACCUAAGGACACCUGUGUGUUCAUUAACCAGUGGCAGGUCAACCACGACACUGAUCUGUGGAAGGACCCCUCCUCCUUCUGCCCCGACCGCUUCCUCACUGCCGACGGUACGGAACUGAACAAACUGGAAGGCGAGAAAGUCAUGAUCUUCGGCAUGGGCAAGAGGCGCUGCAUCGGCGAGCUCAUCGGGCGUUCCGAGGUCUUCCUCUUCCUGGCCAUCCUGCUCCAGAGGCUGCAGUUCAGCGCUUUACCUGGCGAAAGCCCAGACAUGACUCCAGAGUACGGCCUCACCAUGAAACACAAACGCUGCCAGCUAUAUGCCUGUGCCCGCACUGAGGCACAGGGCUGACCGCCUUCCACGUCAGCGGACGCAAGUUGUCCUUAGAAAACUGUGGGCAUACGGAGGAAAAAAAAGAAGCAAAGGAGGGUAAACCUGUACUCUUUGGAAAAAUGAGAGAACUUCCGCUAAUUACCCACAAUUCUUUCUGGUGACACCAAGUUUCUAGACAUCAAAGGGACAGUUUUGUUCUAUAUGGAGGAUGUUAUAAAUUGCGUUGCGUUGGAGACAGUGUAAGAUUUCAGCUGUGUAAUUGAAAUCAGAUUGUAUACAGAGACUGGUGGGGAGAUUCUCUUGAAUGAGAAUGAAUUUAUAAAAGUCAUGGUUUAGUGCCAGCUCCUAUCGCUGUCAGUGUUUGUGUGUUGGUAAUAUAAUUCUUUAUUGUACGCUUAUGGCCCUCUCACUGCUGACUGGCUGAGUAAUUAUCAAAAGACAAACUGACUGACCUGUCACUCGUCCAAGUACACGUAAAAUCUGAUGUACUAUCUAAGUUCUGUCCUACAUAAUAGAACAAAACACAGUAGAAAGGAGCACACACGCAGUCACAUGGAAGAAUGCCUUUAUCUGACAUACUAUUCCAACAUUUACUGUUUCAGGGUUUUAUUUUGUGUUUUGUUUUGUUUCGUUUUUUUUUUUUUUAAUUUUGUCUUUUUUUUUUUCUUUUUUUUUGCCAUAAGCUAAUCAGAGAUAUCCCUCUUCCACUGAGAUAAUCUGUUGGAUACAAUACACUGAAGCUAUUCUGUAAUGUUUCAUUUUAAUCCCAAAAUGUGAUCUGUAUAUAUAGUGUUGCUGUUAAAUCAAUCUUUGGUGCCUAAACUUGUUAUUUGUGCAGACUGCUGAGACACUGUGCAAGUACUCAAAGACUUCAGAUAUGAAUAUCUGUAUGUAAUUCUCUUGUAUAUCAGAACCUUUUCUGGAUUGGCUUUUUUACUGUACACAAUGAAGGAUGUUUAUUGGCAUACGCUGUAACUCUGAAGAAUGAAACCAAACUCCCACUGAUUUUUUAAUUGCAAUAAUUAAUACAUCGUGUCAACUCUGUACGUUUAUUAAAUGCUUUUCUGUAUUUAUAAAUAAACAUUUUGAUAAAUCAGAUUGA